Stegastes partitus (bicolor damselfish) is the source of this 2766-nucleotide messenger RNA. RefSeq names its product kinesin-like protein KIFC3. Gene Ontology annotation, biological process: microtubule-based movement. The record is from RefSeq and is a predicted model, not a curated record. Lineage: Eukaryota; Metazoa; Chordata; Actinopteri; Pomacentridae. The transcript has 19 exons. Gene Ontology annotation, molecular function: microtubule binding; microtubule motor activity; ATP binding. Gene Ontology annotation, cellular component: microtubule cytoskeleton. Bases 1 to 2766 code for a protein of 921 amino acids.
AUGUACGCCUUCUACUCCCUUUUAGUCUACAUCUUCUACACUGUCUUUAAAAAGGAGGAGGAGGAAGCCCUGGAGGAGGCAUGUGGAGCUUCCCCAGACGAACCAGGAGCUGUUUCCAUGGGAACAGGGAGCAGGAGGAGAGAUGGCCACUCCUCCAAAACGGGGAAAAAAGCUUGUGCUCGCCUUAGUGAAUCAAGCAGCAGCAGUGACAGUGAUGAAGUCAGUGAGGAAGAUGAGGCAGAAGGCCCUGACAUCCCAGCAUGCACCCCUCUGGCUGCCUUCUUGUCUUUCAAGCAGGAGGCCGAGAAGAGAAGAGCCUCUCAGGUCCAGCUGGAAACAACAGGGAAGUUGGCCGAGUCUCCCCUGGUGGCGGUGAUGUCCCACUUGCUGAGUUUUCUGGAGCAGUACUCGCACUUCCAGCAGCUGCAGCAGCAGGCCGACCAGUACCGGGUCCAGCUGAAGAGGCACCGCGUCCAGCACCGGCGGCAGAUGAAGGCCCUGCGAACCUCCUACCGCCAGCGCCUCCGGGACAAGAACAGCAUCAUAAGCAGCCUGGAGGAGGCCAUCAGCCAGCAAUCAUCACCCAGUCCGCUGAGUGAGGGUGAGUGCAGCAGUGAUGCAGGGGCACAGGCCGGCGUUCACAGGCUGGUGGAGUCUCUGUACGGCCUGCAGGGCGAGAGGAGUCAGCUGAGAGGAGAACUCCGUCUGCUGCACUCACAGCUGGAGCAGAAAGAGAGAGACAGACACUCUCGUAUACAAGCCUUUCAACAGCAGAUUGAUGAGCUCAAGAGCUGCAUAGAGGAGCGUGAGGAGGAGUUGUCACGACUGCGAACAGCCACCGGGGCCACAGACUCAGAGAAGCGAGUUUUGUGUUUGUCAGCAGAGAACGAGAGUCUGAAGCAGAACCUGAGUGUAACUCAAGGCCUCCUGCAGCAGCUCUCUGCCAUCCCAUCCCAGUCCAGCAGCAUGCUCAUCAAGGAGAACGAGAGCCUCCGCAGCAGAGUGCAGCAGCUGGAGAUGUCUUUACAGCAGCGAGCCGAGCAGCUGUCACAUCUGGAGCGACAGAGCGAACAAAGCGAGUGGAGACGAGGAGAAGAGCUGAGGAAACGAGAGGACAGAGUGAGAGAGCUGCAGCUGGAGCUGGACAGGGAGAGAGGCAAGGAGCCCGUCGUCAAGUACGUCACACAGACUGUGGAGGUGGAAUCUCCAGCGACGUUAAAGCAGCUGAAUAAAGCCAGACAGAGGAACGAGCUGAUGUCUGAACGGUUGUCCAGUCAGAACGAACGGUGCAAACAGCUGGAAGAACAGAUACGCAGAUCAGACGAACACAGCUGCAACCUGCAGCACAAGAUCGCGGCGUAUGAGCGAGAAAUCAGCAAACUGAGAGAGGAGCUGUUGAAAGAGAUCGGCCACUUGGAGGAGAGGAAGGAGGAGGCGGUGAAGGCCGCGGCCAGCUGCUCGGCGGAACACUUUCAGAGCCUUCAGGACCAGUUCUUCAGCUUGCAGAAGCGUCUGACUGCACUCCCUCCAACUUUGCGCUCCAUGAAGACAGACUACGCCAGUCUGAGGAGCCAGGUUCGAAACUUCUCAGACUUUUAUGGAGCAGCUAUCAAUGAAGCAAAAAAACAGAUUUCAGCUGCUAUUAAUGAGAUGUCUGAAGCCAACAAAGAUCUUCUGGAGAAAUACAGGAAGGAGGUUGCGCUGCGCCGGAAGUACCACGAGCAGCUGGUGGAGCUUAAAGGCAACAUUCGCGUUCUGUGUCGGGUGAAGCCGGUGCUGAAGGAGGAUCAGCAUGAGGAGGGCCAGUCUGUGGUUGUGACGACAGACCCCAACAACGAGUCGUCCCUCACCGUGAUGAACAAAGGAAAAGGUCGCGUCUUUGAGCUGGAUAAGGUCUUCCAGCCGCAGGCCACGCAGGAAGAGGUCUUUCAGGAGAUUGAACCUCUGGUGACGUCCUGCAUCGAUGGCUACCAUGUCUGCAUAUUUGCAUAUGGGCAGACAGGCUCUGGAAAAACCUACACGAUGGAGGGUAGUGUGGAACACCCAGGCAUCAACCAGCGAGCCCUGAAACACCUCUUCAGUGAGAUCGAGGAGAGGAAGGACAUGUGGUCCUACACGGUCACAGUCAGCUCCGUGGAGAUCUACAACGAGGUGCUAAGAGACCUGCUGAGUAAAGACGGAGAGAAACUGGACAUAAAGAUCAACCCGGACGGAACAGGACAGCUGCAUGUACCGGGCCUCAGGGUCGUCGAAGUGAAGAGCUUUCAGCACAUCAAGAAGCUUCUAGCUACAGCUCGAAGGAACAGGAUCACCUUCGGCACUCAGAUGAACCAGCACAGCUCGCGCUCCCACGCUCUGCUCUGUAUCACCGUUCAGGGCACCGACCUCGCCACCGGCUCCAAAACCACAGGGAAACUGAACCUGGUGGACCUGGCUGGUUCAGAGCGGGUGUGGAAGUCUGGUGCCGAGGGAGAGAGGCUGAAAGAGGCCCAGAACAUCAACCGCUCUCUGCUGGCUCUGGGGGACGUCAUUCAGGCGCUUCGGGCUCGACAAACUCACAUCCCCUUCAGGAACUCCCGCCUUACGUACUUACUGCAGGACUCCCUCGGCAAAGGCAGCAAAACCGUCAUGGUGGUGCAGGUUUCCGCUCUGGAGAGUAACGCUGGAGAGACGCUGUGCUCUCUGAAGUUUGCUCAGAGGGUUUGCAAGGUGGAGUUGGGUCCUGCAGCCAGGAAGAUCGAAUCAGGAGGUGGACAGUGUGACUGA